AUGCAAGAGAAGCAGUCUGUAGAGGAGCCCACGGGCAUUUCUAAUAGAGCCCAGCUAGAAGUUCUAGAGGAUCACACCAACAAGAUUACUUCAAUUCUUAAUGAUGUCACCAACAACUUAGCCGAUCUGCGUGUGGCCAUGGAGACCUCUAACAAGGAUAACCAGAGGGCCAUGGAGAACAUAAGGAGAGAGACGAACACCACAUUAGAGAGGCUAGAGAGGAGACUAGCCGAGAACCGUCCUGGGACACCACCUCAUGGGGGCGAGGCUUAUGCUGAUGGAUUGGAAGCCAGUGUAACCGAGUCCAUGCAUGCAUCGCCAAGGCAAGGUUUGAGGCGUGGUGGCCGUGUAGAGAACCGUGUUACCAUGAGAGGUGGAUUCCGAAUGCUGCCUUUGAGAGAGAGGAGCCGUUGGCUGGCUAUCGGGCUAGGAGCCCUAGUGUUCACCAUGAGCACCAGGAAUUUGAGCACGAGCAAGGCUAUAAGGAGCCUUACCAACAUGAACAACCCGGGCCAUGGAGAAGACAGCAUGGUCGUGGCUACCAUGGGCCACAAUUUGAGAGGGACGACUAUGAAGAUAGAAGAGGAAACCGGCAUUAGGAUUGGGGACCCAGGCGCCCUAAGGUCGACUUCCCAAAGCAAGGCUGGAAAAUGGUGGCGUUGGAUAAGGGACCAGUACGACAAGGAUCAUAUGAGGCUGGGUUGGACAGCCUUUGAGAAGGAGCUCCUCAGUCAGUUCAGGCCAUCACCAGUUGUCGAUCACCAUGGGCAGCUGGCCAAGCUAAGGCAAGAGGGCAAGGUCCAGCACUAUAUAGAGGAGUUCAGGCAGCUACAGAUCAUGGUUAGGGGCUGGUCGGAGGAAGCCUUGAUAGGCACAUUCAUUGAUGGUUUGAGACCUUGGCUUGCCAAGGAAAUCAAACUUAGACAACCCACAAGGCUACCCGAGGUGAUGAAGAUGGCUGAAAUUCUUGAGGAGAGCCAUUCUAGUGAGCAGCGCCCAACCAAAGACAUGGGGAGCAAGUCUUUCAAGAUUGUGCAAACCAAGGUCUCUUGGAAGGGAAGGGACACAUCAGCCACCACCUCCAAAUCGAGACCGGAGAUCAAGAAGCUAUCCAGUGAAGAGGUGCAAGAGCGCAUCAAGAAGGGGCUGUGUUUUAAGUGCGGAGACAAAUGGGGCCCCGGUCACAAGUGCAAGGCAGCUCAGGCCUUGUUUAUGUUUGAGGACGAGUCAAGUGAUGAUGAGUCUGAAAGCAGUCAAGAGGAACCCAGCCAAGAGGAGGAAACCGAGGAAACCAAAUCUGGUGGCACACUAGAGGAGGUUGAGCUAUCAUUGAAUGUCAUGGCUGGCAUUUCUAAACCCACGUCCAUGAGGUUGAUGGCAUGGGUGGGCAAGCGUGAAGUGACUUUGCUAGUGGAUAGCGGAUCCACACACAACUUCAUUAAUUCCAGCAUUGUGGGCAAGGUUGGACUUAAGCCGAGCCCUAUUCCCCCAUUUGAAGUAAAGGUGGCAAGUGGAGAAAAGCUGCAAUGUGAGGCCCUCAUCCGUGAAGUGAAGAUGAAUGUUCAGGGGGUCCGUAUUAUGGCAGACUUGCAUGUGCUGCCCUUGGUCGGCCUUGACUUAGUCUUAGGGAAUGCUUGGCUGAAGAGCCUUGGCAGGGUCGUCCAUGACUAUCACAACAUGACCAUGGAGUUUAAACUUGGCUCUAAGAAGCGACUGUGGACAGCCAUUACCAGUAAGGAGAUCAAGUCAUGCGAAGCCAUUAUGUUUGAGAAGCUUUGCAAAGUCGGGGCACAUUGCUUCGCCAUCGUGGUGGCCAAAGAGGAUGUAAUGAGACAAGUCAAGAACAAGGGUCAGGAGGGCACCCAUGAUGAUUUAGAGCUACUGCCUGAGGAAGUCAAGCCUGUCUUAGCAGCCCACAGGGGGGUUCUCGAGGUGCCCAUUGCACUUCCACCUCCUAGAGAGUUUGAUCACAGAAUUCGACUAGUGGAUGAAACCAAGCCGAUCAACGUGCCACCCUAUAGAUACGCCCACUUUCAGAAGGAAGAGAUUGAACAGCAGGUGGAUGAGAUGCUGAAGAGUGGCCUAAUCCGCCCUAGUACUAGUCCCUUUUCUUCACCGGUGCUGUUGGUGAGGAAGAAGGAUGGCACAUGGAGGUUCUAUACGGACUAUAGGGCCUUGAAUGAAGCCACGGUCAAGGACAGAUUUCCAAUCCCCACUGUCGAUGAGAUGUUAGAUAAGCUACAUGGGGCUACGGUGUUCUCAAAGUUAGAUUUAAGGGCUCGCUACCAUCAGAUUCGAAUGAAUGAGGAAGACAUCCAUAAGACAGCCUUUAGGACUCGCUCAGGCCAUUAUGAAUAUCUGGUGAUGCCUUUCGGUUUGUGCAAUGCUCAAUCAACGUUUCAGGCUGCAAUGAAUAGCAUCUUCAAGCCACUACUCCGGAAGUUUGUGCUUGUCUUCUUUGAUGACAUUUUGGUCUAUUCUAAGACCAUCGAAGAGCAUAAGCAACACUUGGAGAAGGUGCUAACAAUUCUAGAGGAGCAUCAUUUCUUUAUCAAAGCCACCAAGUGUGCCUUCAUGGAGAAGGAGUUGGAGUACUUAGGCCACUUUAUCUCAGGAGAUGGUGUCAAAGUUGAUCACAGAAAGAUAGAGGCCAUGGUGGAUUGGCCUCUACCCAAGGACAUCUCAGCCUUGAGAGGAUUUCUGGGGCUCACGGGUUAUUACAGGAGGUUUGUCAAAGGCUAUGGGCUCAUAGCCAAGCCACUCACAACAAUGCUCAAGAAGGACAGUUUUGAGUGGACAACCGAGGCUAGGGAAGACUUUGAAGAACUGAAGCGAGCCAUGACCAAGACACCUGUGUUGGCACUUCCCAAUUUUGAGACACCUUUUGAAGUUUAUACAGAUGCAAGCGGUGAAGGUAUCGAGGCUGUGUUGCAGAAAAUUGUCACCCCGAAACAACAGAAGUUCCUUGUCAAGUUGCUAGGCUUUGAGUAUGACAUAGUCUAUCAACCGGGCAAGGAAAAUAAGGUGGCUGAUGCCUUAAGCCGCAGGGAAGGCAGCCAACUACUUAAGGUAGUGGGAGAUGAUGAGGAGUCAUCAAACUUGGCACUAAGCUGGGUAGAAUGGCGAGUAUGGGACAAGAUCAGAGAGGCUACCAGAUUGGAUGCAAGGGCACUUGAGAUCAUUAAGCUCUUGGAUGCCCAAGGGCAAGGGGUUGUAAACUACAAAGUUAGAGACGGUCUGAUCUUCUACAAGAACUAUGUUUAUGUGCCGAACGUUCCCAAUCUCAGGAAUGAGAUCCUAGAUCAUUUCCAUAACAGCAAGGAAGGUGGUCAUUCUGGAUGGUUGAGAACAUACAUCCGAUUGAAGCAUUUCUUCUAUUGGAAAGGAAUCAAGGGUGAUGUCAAGAGACUUAUGGCCAGCUGUGACAUCCGUCAAAAGGCCAAGUAUGACACUAGGCCAUAA
Messenger RNA from Carya illinoinensis, 3462 nucleotides. RefSeq lists its product as uncharacterized. Gene Ontology annotation, molecular function: aspartic-type endopeptidase activity. The transcript has 3 exons. Lineage: Eukaryota; Viridiplantae; Streptophyta; Magnoliopsida; Fagales; Juglandaceae. The record is from RefSeq and is a predicted model, not a curated record. Gene Ontology annotation, biological process: proteolysis. The coding region runs from base 1 to 3462 and encodes 1153 amino acids.